UGAUACUAAUCAUAGAUAGACAGUCAUACAACCGGUGCUCUGAUAGGCUGUGCAGUCGCCAUGUUAACUUAGUUAUAGCUUAGUUAAGAAUAUUUCAUGGCUUUAUUUCAUAAAAAAUAACAAGUGGCAACUAGUCUAAUGCACACAAAAGAGAAAAUCUGGAAGAAUUCGAAAAUACGUACCCUCAGUGCCGUGGUGUGGAGUAACAUCUGCUUUGGAUUUUUCGAACAAUUUCCCUUAUGUUUACAUUAGUCUACAUUGAGCUCAUUUAGACAGGCACGACCACCAAAAUCUAAUAGAUCCAACUUGUUUACAGAUCUCUACGUAAACUGGUACGGGCAGUAGUUGCAACUUGAAUCAGUGCUAAAUGGGCAAUUUUGCCUCAGCGUCAAACUGAGUCUUCGUUCGAAACCAUUCAUAUGAAAAUAUGCUACCUCAUAUGUUCAUCAAACUCAUUUUCAUAUAAAGGGGUUUUUCGCCGAGGACUCGUUUUGAAACAGAGGCACAAGGUAACUUGAAAAUGACUUAUUUCAUAGUACCCUCAGUUGUCCCAAUUACAAGUCUUCGUCGCUGGUUUUCUUUUUCAUAUUAAUUUUUGUUUUUAAUUUUUGUAGUGGGUAAAAUCGUCACAUGCCCCAAGCUACAAGGUCUGCUACGAGAGCACAGAACCGUUAUGCGUACAAUUGCUAUUUGAUUUACCGUCCCGCGUUCUGCACAGCAUAUGGAAUGCUUUGUUUUACCUUAAAAAUAAUUGUACUUUGUUUUCAACUUCCCCCAUGGUUUGGGAGUCAAUAUUCAGGUAGGGCUACCACAGAAUUGGAUAAUACAAAACAGUGGAACAUUCCUCAAACGUGUGCCUGCUUGCAGGCCAACCAUCGCCUAGGUGGCACACAGGGCUUCAGGGAUUCGUCGCCACUCGCUCCAGUGGACAGCCAAUUGGUGCUCCCCUUUCCCGACUCUUCCAUACCAGCUCUUAAUCCUUUUUCCUUGUAGACAUACUCUACGUCACGUUGAGCAAAAUGAGUGCUUGCGUGACUUACCUAAAAUGCAGGGUCUGUUAAUUUGUGAUUGGGAAUAUGCUAAAAUGUCCGCAAACUGCACAGUGCGAUAGCAAAUCGUACUUUAAGUUUUAAUGCUAAUGAUGAACUUGGAUACAUUCUCACUGAUUCUUGCCCAUCAGUCAUGAUCAGUAUUUCAUUAUUACAAAUGCCACUUUACGUAGAUCUGAAAGUUUUGGAAAAAUUAAGAUUGCACCGAUUUGUACUGAUUUGGGUAUCAUUGAUCAUACUGAACAACAUGACGAAUUUACGAACUGUUCCUGGCUACGAAUCGUCAUUAAGCAGACAAGAUAGAGGUGACGGACAUUUUCUGUAGAACGUUACGCAAAAAGUAAAAUAAAUAUCACAUCUAUAUUCAUAGUCCAAGUUCCCAUUUCUUUCUCUCCACCGCCCCCACCCCCCCUUUUUUUUUUCUCUCACUCGGUUGUCCGCGUUUUAUGUAUAACAAUUUGUUUUGUUAUGAGCGCUUCCCCCACCCCUCCCCCAAAUAAGAGUUCGGAAUUCAGGAACACGUCAUCAAUUUUGGCUUGGCAUGCGGAAGCUGUAGGUGGUUCUGAUGUCUUCUUGGUUUCGUCUUGUUUUUUCCAGCAGUAACGAGUGACUAGGAUCACCGUAAGAAGACAACUAUUGCAGCCUACUAAUGCUUUCAUAGCUUUGAAUGAAGGAACACAAACCAAAUGAGCUAUGGAGAUGAAUUUGUCGUUACCUUCCAACAAUUCUGACGAGGACAAAUUUUAUAACAGAUGCUUUUUCGAGUUUGAAAGGUACAUUGAAAACGAAGCCAGUUACAUGACCACAAUCUGGUUUACCGCCAUCAUGAUUAUAAUCUGUACCACACUGGUCGGAAACUCAGCGAUUUUAAUCACAAUUUGGAGGACGUCCUCUUUGCAUUCGGUGGCGAAUAUCUUGCUGUCAAGCCUUGCUGUUUCAGAUCUUGCUGUUGGCUUGAUUGUUCAGCCUCUGUUCAUAGCAAGUGUUCAAUUUAGGAUGUUCUCUGUGUUCUUACUUUAUGUCAAUGUGGGUACGUUCUUUAGCAUUGCUUCUUUCUUCACCGUUACAGCAAUUGGAAUCGAACGCUUGCUUGCUCUUCAGUUACAUUUGAGAUACCAUGCAGUAGUGACGCCGUUUCGUGUCACUGGGACCGUUACUUUUAUUUAUUUUAUCUCCGGUGUUGUUGCUACCUCCAGUCUUUGGAUUCUCAAAGUAUUUUACAUUGUUCCAUCAGUUAUUUACAUCAGCCUUGUUUCAGGAAACUUUUUUGUUUAUAUGAAAAUCUAUCGCAUCAUUAGACGCCAUCAGAGACAGAUUCAAUAUCAACAUCGGCAACAAGACAACAUUUUCAGCGGAGUAAAAAGAUUCAAGAAAACUGCUUUAAAGACAUUUCUCGUGUGCAUUUUUCUUGUAUGUUGUUACAUGCCUUACUCGUUGGUUGUCAAGAUUGCCUUUAUUGCAGGAUUACACUUUUCUCCAAAAGUAUAUCACAUAACUAUCGGUUUAAUUUUCCUCAAUUCCACUAUAAACCCUUUAUUGUACUGCUGGCGAGAUCACGAGAUACGCACAGCUUUGAAGCAAUUGUUUCGCUGGCAAAGAACAGAGCUCGAAUCAGCCAUGGAAAAUCACUACAAUCUACCUUCCAAUCAUUCUGACAAGAACAGCUCCAGUGGAGACCUGUUCGAUCCCGACGGAUUUCCAGAACCAGAACUUAAUUUCAAGAUCACAAUCUGCGUCAUAAACGCUUUUCUUUCCCUUACUGCUAUGUUGGGAAACUCUGCAAUUCUGAUAACAUUCUGGAAUACAUCUUCUUUACAUUCAGCGGCGAAUAUCUUACUAGCAAGUCUUGCUGUAUCGGACCUCGCCGUUGGUCUUCUCGUUCAGCCUUUCGACAUAACAAACACAAUAAGCCGGAUAUACGCUUUUCAUUUCGCUGUUAUCAUUUUAGGUCCCUUUCUGACCAUCGCGUCUUUCUUCACUAUCACAGCAAUUGCAGUGGAUCGAUUGCUCGCUCUUCAGUUACACUUGAGAUAUCAUGCAGUAGUGACGCCAUUUCGUGUGACAUGGCUAGUUAUUUUUAUCUGGGUAUCUGCUGGCAUUCUUGCAAGUACGAAACAUUGGAUUGCAAGCCUAUCUCAGUUUGCCAUAUCUGCUACAAUCAACAGCCUUCUUGUUGGAAACUUCCUUGUUUAUUUGAAAAUCUAUCUUGUCGUUCGACGCCAUCAGAGACAGAUUCAACAUAUGCAUGAACAACAAGGGGCAAACAACGAGAACAUUUUAAGCAUGAAAAGAUUCAAGAAGUCAGCCAUGAACACAUUUCUCGUUUUCGUUUUAUUACUGUUUUGUUACUUGCCUUCUUCGUUCAUCGUUUAUUUAGCAUUUACAGGUGUAACUAUUUCACGAAAAGUUUUCGCCAUAGUUUUUACAUUAAUUUUCUUGAACUCUUCUCUAAACCCUUCAUUGUACUGUUGGCGAGAUCGUCAGAUUCGCACAGCCGUGAAACAACUGUUUUGCCGUUGAUUUUAUGCGUUUCCGUGUAUACGAAAUCUGAAGUAGGGCUUUUCCUGAAGGUGUUGCUAUGAUGAUAAAAUUUGCAUCUGUCCCAUUUCAGCCGUUUUAAAACAUAAAAUUAAGCAAGUAGUCUGUACGAGAAGGGAAAUGCUGUUUACUAUUCAGCAUUCUCAAACUCAUCAACAAUUCAUCAAGUUAAAACAAAGAAAAUCACAAUCGUGAAGGAGCUUUGGACAGCCGGUCUUAAUUAGCAUAG
Messenger RNA from Orbicella faveolata, 3816 nucleotides. RefSeq names its product adenosine receptor A2a-like. The record is from RefSeq and is a predicted model, not a curated record. Lineage: Eukaryota; Metazoa; Cnidaria; Anthozoa; Scleractinia; Merulinidae. Gene Ontology annotation, biological process: G protein-coupled receptor signaling pathway. Gene Ontology annotation, cellular component: membrane. Gene Ontology annotation, molecular function: G protein-coupled receptor activity.